AUGUACACGGCCGAAGAGAAGAAGCUGCGGCACCUGAUGCGCGGAGUAAAGGAGGAGAUUUUUGCAGGCGUGGUGCGUAAUCUUCCGCGGACCGUGGCAGAGUUUAGAUCACAGCCAACGACAAUGCAGAGGACACAGCAGCAGCGUGCACGACAGUACAACAGGAACGUGAACGUCUGUCCAGCUAGCGUGGUGUCGGUUACCCUCACCAACAACAUUGACGUUCUGCGCGAAGUAGUGAGAGCUGUCACUCCUGGAGAGGUGGGCUAUGUCGACAUAGUUGCCCUUCUGCAGAAGCACUUCGAUCCACGACUGUCUGAGUUGUACAGCCGGUACAUGUACCAGCGACGCGACCAGCGGCCGGAAGACUCGAUCAGCAACUACAUUGCUGCCCUCAGAAGCUUGUUAGCUGACUAUAACUUCGGAGUGCCAGCGACAACGUCUGCUACAUCGACGCCACCGGCAGAAGGCCACGCAGCCGUUCUUACAAACCCCACCAUGCUGCCCCAAGAUGUGAUGCUUCGCGACCAGUUCGUGUGCGUGCGUCGAAGCAGCAACAAGGCCUUAAAGGACGACGGAGCGAUGAGCUCUGCGGAAGUGCACAAGACUUCGCAGUCUAAAAAGGAAACCAAACAUUCGGCUCAGCAACGGCGCUGCUACCGAUGCGAUGGCUGGCACGAGACUGACACCUGCAAGUUCAAGACAGCGCAAUGCCGUUUUUGUGCCAAAAAGGGUCACAUUGAGAACGCCUGCAUCUCCAAAAAGAAGAAAAUUAAAGGAGGAAACCUCAACGCCCGGCAAGGAACUCACCUGGUUAACGCUCAACCUGUGAGCUACGACCUCGCGGACACCGAUAGGUGCUACGACCUACAUGCCGUGAGGGGGCGACAACACUGCCCUAAAUUCCUCGUUUACGUAAAAGUCGAGGGAAGGCCCCUGAAAUUCGAAGUGGACACGGGCGCCGCAUGUUCUCUUAUCAAUGAGGCUACCUACCACCAAACGUGGCCAUCGAACGCCCCUAAGCUUUCGAGAGAACCCCUAAACUUACGCACCUGGUCAGGGGAAGAACUUAGCACCCUCGGUUCGGCACAAGUUCGUGUGCGUUUCAAAUCAAAGGACUACUUGCUGCCCCUGCUGGUAAUGAAAGGGACUGGGUGCAACCUGCUCGGGCUUGACUGGUUUUCAACACUGAAAAUACGUGUUCACGGAGUAAACCAGGUCGAUGAACCAAGUCAAGAGAUACAGGAUGUUCUCCCACACCAUCCUGGUGUAUCUAAGGAAGGUAUCGACGGCUACGUGUGUCCAUUGGUACACUUGGACAUGGAAAAAAGUGCCACACCCAAAUUUUGCAAAGCACGGCCAGUGCCCCUAGCUUACCAAGAGCCUAUGGAGGAAGAGCAGGACCGCCUUCAAAAACAAGGUAUCCUAGAGCCGACGCAACAAGCCGAAAUGGCCACACCGUUGGUGUGGGUGCGCAAUAAGGUUGGAACAUUUCGCGUUUGUGGAGAUUACAGGAGCACAGUUAACGCGGUGGUCAAGAAUACUGCGUACCCGCUCCCGACAACUGUGGAGGUGUUCGCAAAGUUGCGUGGUGGGACGACGUUUUUGACGCUAGACCUUUACCAGGUCUAUCAGCAGCUAAGAGUGGACGACAAGACAGCUGCACUGCUUACCGUCAACACCACCGAAAAACUGUUCAAGGUGAAGCGUCUCCCUUUUUGA
Molecule: messenger RNA, 1722 nt
Organism: Rhipicephalus microplus (southern cattle tick)
Lineage: Eukaryota; Metazoa; Arthropoda; Arachnida; Ixodida; Ixodidae
Source: RefSeq, a predicted model, not a curated record